ACAGAGAAUUUUGUCCCCUCUUCUUCAUUUUGACACACAAGAAGUGUUUUUUCUUUCUUUUCUCGAGUGUGGACACGCUGGACGCGCGGCAGGACCCAGGGAGGCGGCUCAGAGCGGACACCGUGUACUUCCUUUGCGGCUUCAACACGAUGGAACCGGCCUUCGGUGAGGUGAACCAGCUCGGCGGUGUCUUCGUGAACGGCCGACCUCUCCCCAACGCGAUCCGCCUCCGGAUCGUAGAGCUGGCCCAGCUCGGGAUCCGGCCGUGCGACAUCAGCCGCCAGCUGCGCGUCUCCCACGGCUGCGUGAGCAAGAUCCUGGCCCGCUACAACGAAACCGGCUCCAUCCUGCCGGGGGCCAUCGGGGGCAGCAAGCCGCGGGUCACCACGCCCACAGUCGUCAAGCAUAUACGGACUUACAAGCAACGGGACCCUGGGAUUUUCGCCUGGGAGAUCCGGGACAGGUUGCUCGCGGACGGAGUGUGCGAUAAAUUCAACCUGCCCUCCGUCAGCUCCAUCAGCCGGAUCCUGCGGAACAAGAUCGGAAACCUGGCGCAGCAGAGCCAGUACGAGUCGGGCAAGCAGGCACCUCACCCGCCGCCUCAGCCUUCAUUAUCCUACAACCAUUUGUACUCCUACCCUGCGUCCAAAGUGCCCAAUCCCCCUGGCAUGCCCACCCUUCCCGGACACAUGGCCAUGCACAGGAUAUGGCCCUCCUCGCACUCUGUCACAGAUAUUCUGGGGAUUCGAUCUAUCACAGAGCAACAAAUUAGUGACAGUCCAUCCUUUCCCAGCACCAAACUAGAAGAAUGGAGCGCUAUAAACAGGAGUAAUUUCCCACCAGCAACCUCUGCACUAGUCAAUGGCAUGGAUAAGGCGCAUUUAGAACCCCACGAAGCAAAAUACACACAGACGCCGAGUGGAUUGCCCACAGUGAACAGCUAUGUCACAGCGCCCAGCAUCCCUCCCUACCACCCUCCCACCCAAGUGUCACCCUACAUGGGGUACAGCGCCACCACGUCGGCUUAUGUGACCGGACCCACAUGGCAGCCGGCCAGUGGCAGUGCUCUAUCUCCCCACAGCUGUGACCUCGCUGCCCCUCUUGCCUUCAAGAGCAUGGCAGCAAGCCGUGACGCCAUCCACCCCGUCGCCGCGUCGGCACUCUGAGAUCCCCUCCAAGGACUGGAGAUGGACGAGGGGAAAGAAUAGAAGGGGGCAAGUCGACAGGACAUAAGAGGAGACUUCACGUCACAUCAUUUGGUUUCCACUGCCCCUUUUCUUUAAAGGACUCAGAACUUUAAUUUGCUCCACUGAGUGCAGGACGCUCCCCCUCCAACCCUCAGCACAGCGAGGCUAAAGACUCGCAGGGAGUGAACGGUCAAUACAACAAACUUGUUGUCUAAAAGCACUUGCAGAACAGGUGUUCUGAAGGGACUGGUGUGUGACCACCACUCCACUCUUCAACACUAUUCCUCUCAGACUCUUUGGGCAAAAAAACGGGGUAAUGUACAACUUCAGAAAUAUACAAUCAACCUAAGGGAAAACACUUUGCAUUAGUGUUUCAGGGUGCUUGUUUAAUACUAUUGUUUUUUUUAAAGUUUGUAUGCGAUUUUUGUUCAUGAAAAUGGAGCAUUACUUUUCCCACUUCACUAAAAGUGUAGCCAGAGAGCUCCACAAAGAAGUCUUUAUUUAUUAGAUUAAGGUACGUUGAAUGAAGUGCAAUUAGUGUUGCAAACUGCAUGGGAGUUUCCAUGCGCAUUUGGACAGAAUUGGAAUUAUGUUGCAGAGCAUUAUCAAUUGACAAAUGUUGCACAAUGAAAUUGAAUGUAUCUUAUUAAAUUGUUUGGCUGUUUACUGAUUUUCCCUGGGGAUUUACUGGGUAUUUUUGGAGGGGGGGGAUGAAUCAUGAUGAUGUAUGGUACAAAUGAUCCCAGUGAAGAUGUUUUUCAGCUUCACUUAUCUCUUCUUUGCUAAAGUCAGGGUAUUCCGUCCUGAUUUCCAUGAUUAGGAAGCUGCUUUCCAUAAACAAAAAAAA
Molecule: messenger RNA, 2034 nt
Organism: Cyprinodon tularosa
Lineage: Eukaryota; Metazoa; Chordata; Actinopteri; Cyprinodontiformes; Cyprinodontidae
Gene: pax9
Product: paired box 9
Exons: 4
Coding region: 150-1166 (338 amino acids)
Biological process (GO): anatomical structure development; regulation of transcription by RNA polymerase II
Molecular function (GO): DNA-binding transcription factor activity, RNA polymerase II-specific; RNA polymerase II cis-regulatory region sequence-specific DNA binding
Source: RefSeq, a predicted model, not a curated record